GUCACAUUAGGCAUUAGUAGCGGUGCUGGCUGGCGGGCCCUAGGCGACUGUUCAGUAACGCUGUCGCAACCACAUCUUCGGCUUUGCACCUCUGCACCUUUACUCUCCGCUUGUUCCCUCAUCAGCCACCUUUCACAAUGCCCUCACUGACGACUAGCAGCAGCGCACGCAUGACUGCGCAGCCGGCCCGCGGUGCCUUUGGUACGCAAGCGCCCGCGCGCUGUGCCCUCGUCGUCGCGGCCUCCGCCCGGCCCUCUCCGGUGCACGCGCCCGAGCAGCAGCCAUCCACCGCCUCCCAGACCUCUGCCAGCUCCCGCCGUGAGCUGCUGACAGCCGUGGCACUGACCGCCGCGGCCGCGCCGGUGGGCCUGCUGCGGCCGGCCCCGGCGGGUGCCAAGGGCGCGGCGCCCGUUGACCCCGGCGACUGGAGCAGCCCUGGACUGGGUGCGCCCGUGGACCCCAACGCCCCCAAGUUUGUGAAGCUGCCCUCGGGCGUGCGCUACCAGGAGCUCAACAUUGGCUCCGGCCCCGCCGCUAGCAGCGGCGAUGUGGUUCUGUUCGACUAUGUGUUGCGGCGGAGCAACGGAUACUUCAUCUACGGCACGGUUGAGGGCAUUUCCUUCCAGCCCAGGGACGUGCCCACCGCCCCCGUGAACGCCAAGCUGGGCGCCGGCGAGCUCAUCCCGGGCCUGGAGGAGGUGCUGGCGGGCAUGUCCCCCGGCUCCAAGCGCCGCGCACUGGUGCCGCCCGAGCUGGGCUACGUAGGCGGCGGCGAGGGGCCGCAGCCGCCCACCUUCGCCACCAAGCGCCAGCUGGAGACACACCGCAGGGAGCCGCUGCUGUUCGAGGUCCAGAUGCUGCGCGUGGGCGGCCGCAAGUAGGGGUUCCGGUGGUGGCGGACCGGCGGCGAACACCAGCAGCACGGUAGCAGCAGCGAUUACUUGUUACAUGAGCUCAACCAGGCUGCGCUCGGAAAGAACUGCCAUGCAAGAUUGCAAGGGCUAUAGACUGUUCGGAUUUUGACGAAUGACACGGGGACUGUGGGUAAUGAAAGUGUGGCGUGCGGCUCGGGUACGUGUUGAAGGCAUGCCCGGAGAACGGGACUAGGUUGCCGGGUGGUGAUGGUGCGCACGGCGAGGUGUGGUGCAGAGGGCUGCUUUGGUGGCGGGUGCGGGCAAACGACUGCCGUUGGUGUGAUUGGACAGUCAAGUUGCCUUGGGGUUACGAGAACCAAACCCGAAGGAGGGGAAUGCCAGUAUUUCACUGCAUGUGUAAACUGUAUUGGAUUACAGGUGGCGACGCUGACUGCGAUGUUGACUUGUCCCAC
Messenger RNA from Chlamydomonas reinhardtii, 1327 nucleotides. RefSeq lists its product as uncharacterized. Bases 138 to 881 code for a protein of 247 amino acids. The record is from RefSeq and is a predicted model, not a curated record. Lineage: Eukaryota; Viridiplantae; Chlorophyta; Chlorophyceae; Chlamydomonadales; Chlamydomonadaceae. Gene Ontology annotation, molecular function: peptidyl-prolyl cis-trans isomerase activity. The transcript has 6 exons.